This is a messenger RNA of Astyanax mexicanus (Mexican tetra), 3016 nucleotides long. Its product is annotated as GTPase IMAP family member 8-like. Gene Ontology annotation, molecular function: GTP binding. Bases 94 to 2814 code for a protein of 906 amino acids. NCBI's taxonomy places the organism in Eukaryota, Metazoa, Chordata, Actinopteri, Characiformes, Acestrorhamphidae. The transcript has 5 exons. The record is from RefSeq and is a predicted model, not a curated record.
CAAGUGUACCAUUCUAAUGGACUUUUGUUUGUGGAAGAACAACAGAAGCUCAGUGAGAUCUCAACUCUGAUGAACUGUUAAAAGCACUCAGUGAUGGCAAUUAAACCAGAGACACUACUACAGCAUUUUUAUUUAAUCCUACUUGGGAAAUCAGGAGUUGGGAAAAGUGCAACAGGAAACACUAUCCUCGGACGAGAGGCUUUCAUCUCCAAGAGAAGCUCCACAUCCACAACUCUAAAUGCACAGAUGGAGAACGUGGUUAAUGAUGGGGUCAGCAUUGAUGUGUACGACACACCGGGAUUCUUCAACACAGAAAUGAGCAACGAGGAAGUGAUGAAGAAAUGCCGGUCUCUGCUUCCGUUAGACGGCCCUGUUCCGACGGUGUUCCUGCUGGUGAUUCCGGUCAGCAGAUUCACUCCUGAGGACAGAAGUGCUGUCGAAGAAGCUCAGAAGAUUUUAGGAGCAAGGUAUCUACAGAACACCUGGAUCCUCUUCACCAGAGGAGACAAUCUCGAGAGAGAUGGACAGUCAGUAGAAAAAUUCAUUAAAGGAACCAAUCACCUCACACAAGUAGUACAGAGAUUUUCCAGCAGGUACCAUGUCUUCAACAACAGGCUCCAAAAAUGUGGACAAGUCAAAGAAUUACUGGACAAAAUAGAAACUUCACCAAUGAUUAUGAGUGGACUGAUGAAAAUGGCCUGGACUGGAAUGAACAAAUCACCUACUUGUAAUGUUAUCCUGCUGGGAAAGUCAGGAGUUGGAAAAAGUGCUGCAGGAAACACAAUCUUGGGUCAUCAGAGUUUUAUUUCAAAGAGAAGUUCUGAAUCCAUUUCACAGAAAACAGAAAGGAGAAAUGUGAACAUAGAUGGUUUAACCAUUGAAGUUUAUGACACACCUGGACUCUACAACACAGCAACCUGUCAGGAGGACGUUAUUAGGGAGUACCAGUCGUUGUUAGUGUUAGUAGACUCAGUUCCCACAGUAUUUCUGCUGGUGCUGAAAGCAGAAAGACCAACCCAAGAAGACUUGAGAGCUGUUCAAGAUGUGGAGGCACUUUUAGGAGAUUAUCUCCUUCAGAACACCUGGAUCCUCUUCACCAGAGGAGAUGAGCUGGAGAGUGAGGGUUUCUCUAUAGAACAAUUAAUUGAAGACACAGUGGAGCUGAAGAGGGUUGUACAGAGAUUCAAGAAGAGGUUCCAUGUCUUCAACAACAAGAUACACAACCCUGAUCAAGUCAGAAGACUGAUAAAAUUAAUGCAAAGUGCACCUCUGACUAUCAAAUGCUCCCUCAAAAUGGCCUGGAGAUUAUUUGAUGAGGAAUCUUCUAAUAUUCCAUUACAUUUUAAUGUGAUCCUUCUUGGUAAAACAGGAGAUGGAAAAAGCGCCACAGGAAACACCAUACUGGGGAAGAAAGCUUUUGUAUCUAAAAGAAGUUCUAACUCUACAACUCAAGAGGUUCAGAUGGAGAGAGUGAUUUUUGAUGGAGUGACUCUGGAUGUGUACGACACUCCAGGAUUCUUUAAUCCAGAAAAAAACAAUAAAGAAAUAAUAGAGAAAUGUAAGUCUCUUCUUCAGUUAAACCCAUCAGUCUCCCUGCUGGUGAUAAAGGCAGAAAGAUUCACUCCAGAAGAGAAGAAAACUGUUGAGCUGGUUGAGAGAAUGGUACCAGACUGGCUCCUUCAGAACACCUGGAUCCUCUUCACCAGAGGAGAUGAGCUGGAGUUUGAUGGCAUCACUAUAGAAGAGUUCAUAGAAAAGACAGAAGAACUGAAGAGAGUAAUACAGCGAUUUAACAACAGAUACCACAUCUUUAACAACAGAAAACACAAUCCUGAUCAAGUAAAACGACUGAUUGAGAAAAUCAGAAAGAGUCCACUCAAUAUGGGUAAGUACAGCACAAUGUCACAGAUGACUUUCAUCCUGGCCAGCAGAAUCAACCGGCAUAGGACUUCAGCAAGUCUUUUAAGGGGAGUUCGAGAUCAUCCAGAGAAAGAUCCUAGAAGAAUUGUGCUGCUGGGAAAGACUGGAGGAGGGAAGAGUGCUGCAGGAAACACCAUCCUGGGAGAGACCAGAUUCAUAUCUGAGUUCAGUUUAUCUUCUGUUACAGCUCAGUGUGAGAAAGGGGAGGCAGUGGUAGCAGGGAGGAGAGUGUGUGUGGUGGACACUCCAGCAUUAUUUGAUACAGAAAGGUCUCCUGAGGAUCUAGCUGUAGAGAUAGGCAGGAGCGUUUUUCUGUCCAGUCCAGGACCUCACGCCUUCCUUUAUGUUUAUCCCAUUAAUAUCAAAUUUACACAGCAGGAGCAGGAAGUGGUUGGUAAAUUAGAGCAAAUGUUUGCAGAAGAGAUGAGGAAAUACACCAUCAUUCUGUUCACUCACGGGGAUCAGCUAGAAGGAGAGAGUGUAGAUAACGUGAUUAGACACAACACCUCUCUCAGGAGGCUGAUAGAACAGUGUGGAGGAUAUCAUGUGUUUAAUAAUAAGGAUCUGGAGAACAGACAGCAGGUCACUGAUCUUCUGGAGAAGAUAGACAGAAUGGUGGCGAGGAACGGAGGAAGCUACUACUCUAAUGAGAUGUUUGAGAAGGCAGAAAGAUGCAGAAUGGAAGAGGAGCAGAGAGUAAGGAGGGAGAAGGAUGCAAGACAACAGAGGGAGAUUGAGCAGAGACAAGAGGAAAUAGAGAGAGUAAAGAAGGAGACAGAGGAGAGAAUAAGGGAGGAAAUGGAGAGAAUGGAGCAAAGAGAACUGAGACAAGACAGGAUCAGGAGACAGAAGACUGAGAGAGGAAAGCAUGAAAAUGACUGCAGUGUAAUCUGAAACAGCGAACAGCCAGUGUGAACAAAGAUAAAUUAACCUUUGUUUAUAAAGCAGAGCUGUGUGGAGGCGAGAGGGAGGAAUCAGGAACAAUAGAGCUGUCUGUUAAACUGCAGUUUAGGGAGGGAAAGAUCCAGCCGAGGGUCCAGAAAAACAUCAUGUUCUGUAGAGUACUGACUCACCUCUGGGAACACUGGACAUCAAA